Messenger RNA from Ixodes scapularis (black-legged tick), 831 nucleotides. RefSeq lists its product as uncharacterized. The coding region runs from base 1 to 831 and encodes 276 amino acids. The record is from RefSeq and is a predicted model, not a curated record. NCBI's taxonomy places the organism in Eukaryota, Metazoa, Arthropoda, Arachnida, Ixodida, Ixodidae. The transcript has 2 exons. Gene Ontology annotation, molecular function: single-stranded RNA binding. Gene Ontology annotation, cellular component: ribonucleoprotein complex. Gene Ontology annotation, biological process: retrotransposition.
AUGCCGCAAAACAGUAACACCCUACCCGAACAUAUUGGAAAGCGAAUUCGCGCGUGCUUUGUAUCUUUUUUCCCUUCCUGCUUAUCACGUCUACGGCUUCUUGUGGCAGGAGAUGUUGAAUCGAACCCUGGCCCCGAAACCCGAAGCGCUGAUGUUCAAACAACAAUCCUAGCAACUGUGCAAAGAAUUGAAGAAGGCCAAACACAAAUUCUAAGUGAAGUGAGACUACUGAAAGAUAAACAGAAAACCACAGAUACUAAACUGCAACAGUUAUCGGACAAAGUGACAGCACUAGAAGCCGAGCUUGCGCAGUUGAAGUCCCAAUCUCCCUCCCUCUUACCUUCUGAAACCAUCCCGUUACUUGAAUCUAAAAUUAGUCAUGUACAGGCUAGAUGCGACGAUGCAGAAAACAGACUUCGCCGUUGUAACAUUUUGUUUUACGGUAUCGAGGAUUCUGAAAACGAAACGUGGGCCAUGAGCGAGGGAAUCAUUUUAGAAUUCUGCAUGCAAAAACUUAAACAGACCGUAAGCUCCGAUUGUGUUGAGAGGGCCCAUCGCCUGGGACGUUUUUCAGCGGGAAGAAAUCGGCCAAUAAUGGUGAAGUUUUCCCGAUUCAAGGCAAAAGAUCGAAUCUUAAUGUCCGGUCCAUUGCUUAAAGGGACACCUUUUGCCGUAGGGGAAGACUUUUCUUUGGAUGUUCGUAUUGCUAGAAGAAAACUUCUCCAUUUUGCAAACGAAAAAAAUAUGUCUUACAAGCUGACGUUUAAUAAGCUAAAAAUGGAUAACAGGAUAUUUGUUUACAAUCCCCUAUCAGACAGUGUAGAACAAUGA